CCGGCCGUGCUCAUCGGCAGCCGCCGCUCCCGGACGGCGCCCGGCGCCGCAGCCAUGAUAAAGCGUUUCCUGAAGGAGGACUCGGACGAGGCUGAGCUGACCCAGUUCCUCCGGGACUGCCCGCCAGCUGACAGCUCCAGGAAGGUGGAGGCUGCCGAGAGCCGGCGGGAGCCUGGCCACCCCCUGGGCAGUGUGGCCAGGGUCCCCCCAGACGAAGACAGUGACGACAGGGACAGCAGGAUCUUCUCCCGCUCCCGGCCCUCGGAUUUCCAGCAGCACAUCGCCGCCCCCCCACCCCCCAGCCCCAACCGCCCGCGGAGCCCCUGGGGGCAGCUGGACCCCUACGACUCCUCCGAGGAUGACAAGGAGUACGUGGGCUUUGCCACGCUGCCCAACCAGGUGCAUCGCAAGUCGGUGAAGAAGGGCUUCGACUUCACCCUCAUGGUGGCAGGGGAAUCCGGGCUGGGCAAAUCCACCCUGGUCAACAGCCUCUUCCUGACGGACAUGUACAGGGACCGCAAGCUGCUCAACGCUGAAGAGCGCAUCACGCAGACAGUGGAGAUCACCAAGCACGUGGUGGACAUCGAGGAGAAGGGGGUCAAGCUGCGCCUGACCAUCGUGGACACGCCGGGCUUUGGGGACGCCGUCAACAACACCGAGUGCUGGAAGCCGGUGGCUGACUACAUCGACCAGCAGUUCGAGCAGUAUUUCCGUGACGAAAGCGGCCUCAACCGGAAAAACAUCCAGGACAACCGAGUGCACUGCUGCAUCUACUUCAUCUCACCCUUCGGCCACGGGCUGCGGCCCCUGGAUGUGGAGUUCAUGAGAGCCCUGCACCAGCGCGUGAACAUCGUGCCCGUGCUGGCCAAAGCUGACACCCUGACCCCCGCCGAGGUGGAGCGCAUGAAGAAUAAGAUCCGGGAGGAGAUCGACCACUACGGAAUCCGCAUCUACCAAUUCCCUGAGUGCGACUCGGAUGAGGAUGAGGAGUUCAAGCUGCAGGACCAGGCACUGAAGGAGAGCAUCCCCUUCGCCGUCAUCGGCAGCAACACGGUGGUGGAGGCCAAGGGCCGGCGCGUCCGAGGGCGCCUCUACCCCUGGGGCAUCGUGGAAGUGGAGAACCCGUCCCACUGCGACUUCGUGAAGCUGCGCACGAUGCUGGUGAGGACGCACAUGCAGGACCUGAAGGACGUGACCCGGGAGACGCACUACGAGAAUUACCGCACGCAGUGCAUCCAGAGCAUGACCCGCAUGGUGGUCAAGGAGCGCAACCGCAACAAGCUGACCCGGGAGAGCGGGACAGACUUCCCCAUCCCCGUGAUCCCCCCAGUGCCGGACAUGGAGACGGAGAAGCUAAUCCGGGAGAAGGAUGAGGAGCUGCGGCGGAUGCAGGAGAUGCUCCAGAAGAUCCAGAAGCAGAUGAAGGACUCGCACUAGCCCGUCCCUCCUCCUCCUCCUCCUCCUGGCCCUGAUCAGAAAUGUUUACAUCACGCUCCACCCGCCCGGCCCCGCUGCCAGACUCGGUACCAACACCCACCCACCACCUUAAGCUGUGGCAUCGCCUUAUCCAACAGCCCAGUGCCCGCGGGGACACGAGGGGACACGAAGGGACAGCGAGGGGACAGAGCAUCCAAGCCGGGGUCCCCUGCCCUCACUGGGAAGAGCUUGGUUCCCCGAGCUUUGGUUUCCCAUUUCUCCACAGCUCUGGGGAGGGCCCUGGCCAGCCUGGUCCCCACAGUGUGUCCCUUGUCCCCGUGUCACCCCGGGCUCCCUGCUUACAGCCUUUAUGCUCAGCUUGGCCCUGGCCUGAGAGGGGAGGAAAGGAAAGGCACUGCCCCUCUCUGGGGGACAGGGCUGUUCCCCUGGCCUCGGCUCCUGGGGACCACAGGGGACAGAGGGACAGCCACCAUCCUGCUCCGUGCCAGCACCAGUGCAGGGGGACUGAAGCUGUCAGUGUCCAGCCCUGUGUCCUCACCCUGUCCCCACUGAGUGACAGCAGGGCUCUGGCAUGGGGAGCAAUGGGAAUCAGUGUCCCCAGGGAAAACCCCUUGAACCCCAAAUCAGAGGCUGGGCACCCCGGCCCGCCGUGAUGUUGGCCCUGUAAAGCAAUAAUGAGUGUCCUGUGCCCGUGGCACCUCUCACCCCAUGGCAACAGCACCGGCCCCGGCUGGAAUUCUGGCCCCUGCUGCCUCUUGCUUGUCUGUGGUGUCCCCGUGUCCCAGGAUGUCCCUGUCCCUGCUGCUCCUUGGCACAGCAGCCCUGCGUGCUCUCCAAGGAUGUCCUCGUCUGUGCUGCUUCCCAGCAAAGCAGUGCUGUGUGUCCCCAUGGUGUCCCCAUGUCCCCAUGGUGUCCCCAUGGUGUCCCCAUGGUGUCCCCAUGGUCCCCAGCCUGUCCUGGUUGGUGUUGCUGCCCUACAGAGCACUGCAGCUUGUCCCCCCCAGACUGCCCCCAUCUGUGUUGCUUUCCCACAGAGCUAUGUUGCAUCCCUGUGUCCCCCGGGAUGUCCCCAGCCAUGUCACCACCCUGCAGGGCUCUGUGUAAUGUCCCUGUGUCCCCUGGGAUGAUGUCCACCUCUCGCAGCACCCCUGGGGAGGUGGAUCCAAGCCCCCCCUGGCUGUGGGAAAGGCCAGAGGGGCUGGUGAGGAUGCAGGCAGGACUGGGAGCACUGGGAUGAGUGGGAGCAGCACUGGGAGCUCUCUGCCGUGGGGAUGUGUCCUGUCCCCAUCACGGUCCCCCGAGGCCGGGUCCCGGGUGGGGCGUGGCUGGCAGGGGCUGUGCCCAGCUGGGGGCUGCAGGGUGCCAGGGCAGCCCCCGGGCCGUGCCCACCGUGUUCCCGUGGGCAGGGCCCCCCGGG
Messenger RNA from Pseudopodoces humilis (Tibetan ground-tit), 2854 nucleotides. Lineage: Eukaryota; Metazoa; Chordata; Aves; Passeriformes; Paridae. The record is from RefSeq and is a predicted model, not a curated record.